Messenger RNA from Pseudoliparis swirei, 4879 nucleotides. RefSeq names its product retinol dehydrogenase 12, like (gene rdh12l). The transcript has 7 exons. The coding region runs from base 2511 to 3407 and encodes 298 amino acids. Lineage: Eukaryota; Metazoa; Chordata; Actinopteri; Perciformes; Liparidae. The record is from RefSeq and is a predicted model, not a curated record.
CAAGGCAAGUUUAUUUAUAUAGCACAUUUCAUACAUGAAUGCAAUUCAAAGUGCUUUACAAAAAAUAGAUCAAGAAUAAGAAAUAAAAAAAGAGGAAUACAAAGUGCAUCAAAGAAACAAUUUUAAAAGGCAUAAAAGCAUAAAAGAAGAUUAAUAAAAGAAAAAAUAAAGAUAAAAAUCUAAGUGCAAAGAAUCAUUCCUUCUGUCGUUGUCUUAUUAUUUCAGGAUUAAUACAAGAUUCAAUUUAAGGCAAUGGCGAACAUAAACGUUUUUAGCCUGUUUUUGAAAGUAGUAAGAGUUGGUGCAGAUCUAAGCUCUUCCGGAAGUUUGUUCCAACUGUGUGUGGCAUAAUAACUGAAUGCUGCUUCACCAUGUUUUGUUUUAACUCUGGGAACAGUUAGCAGACCGGCCCCAGAUGACCUAAGAGGCCUAGAGGGUUCAUAAGGUGGAAGCAAGUCAGAGAUAUAUUUUGGACCUACACCAUUUAGAGAUUUAUAAACGAGCAGCAGUAUUUUGAAGUCGAUUCUCUGACGUACUGGUAGCCAAUGCAGAGACCUGAGAAUGGGUGUAAUGUGUUCAACUUUCUUAGUCUUUGUUAGGACUCUGGCAGCGGCAUUCUGAAUAAGUUGUAGCUGUCGAAGUGCUUUUUUGGGGAGACCUGAAAAAAGACUAUUACAAUAGUCUAACCUACUGGAGAUGAAGGCGUGAAUUAGUUUUUCUAAAUCUUGUUUGGACAUAAAUCCUCUAAUUCUUGCUAUAUUUUUUAGAUGGUAAUAGGCUGAUUUUGUUAUUGAUUUGAUGUGGGUAUUAAAAUUCAGAUCCGAAUCAAUUAUAACACCUACAUUUUUGACACACACACACGCCUAUAUCUGUCAUUUACUCUGUUUGCACACACACACACACACGCCUAUAUCUGUCGUUUACUCUGUUUGCACACACACACACACACACACACUCCUCUGCUGACAGACAAAAGGGAAGGAAGUGUUUGUUAAUGCACAAUCCGCUGAUGGCUGGCACAGUGUUUCCUGUUCUAAUGACCUCGUGUCCACCAUGUAAUCCCGCUGUGUGUUGGGAUAUUGUCUGUAACGUGUGAAUCAACCAUUCAUGCGGAUUUGGUGAACUUUGACUGCUGGCAAAUAAUUAGCUGUGAAGGGAAAUGACCAGAGUGCCUCGGUGUCUUGGUGCGCGACUCUUGCACCUUCCGCCAAAAAAAGUUCCUCGUUUGUUUGUGAAAACAUUCUUUGGCAAUAAACCUGUUUCUGAUUCUGAUUCUGAUUCUGAUUUAACCAAAUACCAACCUGUUAAUCUGUCUGUGGCUAUAACUGGAGCCCUGUGGUGUGCACAGGCUCCCUCAGAUGAUUUGUAGACGGUCGUUUGCUGCCACCUGCUGGAGAGAGAAGUCAAGAGGCCAAGGGGCUAUUUACAUUUAAAUUGUUAAUUAUUUUUCUUCUUAUUCUGAUUUUUAUUUGUGUACAUUUUACGCAUAUUGGGAGGAUGUAAUAUACGCUUCGGGAGAAGAAGGGAGGGAGGGAAGGAAGCUUCGUAACUUCUCCUUCCGCUUCGCUACGAUCCCGUGGUCCGGUGUUACGGUUUAACAGGCGACCCUGUUAACUGGUGACUUUUCCAGCCCUUUUCAUUUCGAAAUACAGUGUCAAACCCUCCAAUAUACAUACUAAUAUUUUGCUACGAUAUAAAUUAAACAGUGCGGCAUUCACGAGGGACGGUACGUGUUCUCUUCCUAUUUUCAACGGCUUUCUGGAACUACAACGACGGACGCGGUAGGUUCAAAGUCGCCAGUUAACACGGUCGCUUCUUAAACCGUAACACCGGAAACGCCUCCAAGACCAGCCUGCUCACGUCGGCGGCAUAUACCUCCAGGCUCUCGCCUAGGCUGGCUCUGAAGCGGUCCAUAAACUGUCUAUGUCCAAAUGCCAUGCCGAGUCUCUCAUUAACAGCAGCAUUAUCCGAUUUACUUUAUCCGGUGUUACGGUUUAAGAAGUGACCGUGUUAACUGGUGACUUUGAACCGAACGAGUCCGCGGUUGUAGUUACAGACAGCUGUUGAAAAUAGGAAGAGAACACGUAGCUGCCCUUGUGAAUACCACAUUGUUUGAUUGUAUAGUAUAUAUUAUUAUGUAUUUGAGAGGGUUUGACACUAUUACAAAAUUAAACAUUCUAAGCGGCACAUACGUGUUCUCUGCCCACACAUCUGGCGCACCCCGUACUCAUAAUCGAGCACACCCUAGAAAUACCAGAAAGACGGGCUUGACGCUCAACCAAUCAGUGUUGGCCGAAAGCAAACGAGCUGCCGCCGAUUGGCUGAAAUCACAGUCGCUCAAACGUCACAACACUGACACUUCCGCGUUGCCAAAUUUCAACCAGAGGCUUUUUGAAUGAUUCGUGUGAUUCCUGUGCUGCUCUCAAACUGAGAAUACAGAUUCGUUUCCAGGUUUUUCAGCUCGUUGGGUGUCACGUGAGAUAACCAGCUGACUGCUGAGGUAAAGAGAGAUGCAGGCAAUAAGAAAUGUCUUCCGUGCGGCCUGGUCCUCCGCGGAGAGGCUCGAGGGCCGGACGGUCCUCAUCACCGGGGCCAACACCGGCAUCGGCAAGGAGACCGCCAUCGACCUGGCGAAGAGAGGGGCAAAGGUCAUCAUGGCGUGCAGGGACAUGGACCGAGCUCAGGCCGCCGUGAAGGAAGUCAUUGAACUCUCAGGCAGCGAAAAUGUCGUGUGCAUGAAACUGGACUUGGCCGACAGCAAGUCGAUUCGAGAAUUCGCCGAAGCCAUCAACAAAGGAGAGCCCAAGCUCAACAUCCUCAUCAACAACGCCGGCGUGAUGGUCUGUCCUUAUGGGAAAACUGCAGACGGCUUCGAGAUGCAGAUCGGGGUCAACCACUUCGGUCACUUCCUGUUGACGAACCUGUUGAUCGACCUGAUUAAGCGAUCGGCGCCGGCCCGCAUCGUCACGGUGUCCUCCAUGGCUCACUCCUGGGGCUCCAUCAACCUGGAGGACAUCAACAGCGAGAAGGUUUACGACAAGAAGGGCGCCUACUCCCAGAGCAAGCUCGCCAACGUCCUCUUCACCCGCUCGCUGGCCGGCAAACUGGAAGGCACCGGCGUGACGACGUAUUCCCUCCACCCCGGAGUCGUGCAGACGGACCUGUGGCGCCACCUGAGCGGCCCGCAGCAGUUUAUGAUGAAGAUGGUGAGCCCCUUCACCAAGAGCUCCUCCCAGGGAGCCCAGACCAGCAUUUACUGCGCCGUGGAGCCGUCGCUGGCGAAGGAGAGCGGCGGAUACUACAGCGACUGCGCUCCGGCCAGCUGCUCCGCGGCCGGGAAAGACGACGUCCUGGCGCAGAAGUUCUGGGACCUGAGCUGCGAGAUGCUGUCGGUGACGUGGGAAUGAGGCGCAGUGGGAAUAGAUAGUGGGAAUGAGGCUGGGUGGGAAUAGAUAGUGGGAAUAGAUAGUGGGAAUGAGGCUGGGUGGGAAUAGAUAGUGGGAAUGAGGCUGGGUGGGAAUAGAUAGUGGGAAUGAGGCCGAGUGGGAAUAGAUAGUGGGAAUGAGGCUGAGUGGGAAUAGAUGGUGGGAAUGAGGCUGGGUGGGAAUAGAUAGUGGGAAUGAGGCUGAGUGGGAAUAGAUAGUGGAAAUGAGGCCGAGUGGGAAUAGAUCGUGGGAAUGAGGCCGAGUGGGAAUAGAUCGUGGGAAUGAGGCCGAGUGGGAAUAGAUCGUGGGAAUGAGGCUGGGUGGGAAUAGGUAGUGGGAAUGAGGCUGAGUGGGAAUAGAUGGUGGGAAUGAGGCUGGGUGGGAAUAGAUAGUGGAAAUGAGGCCGAGUGGGAAUAGAUAGUGGGAAUGAGGCUGAGUGGGAAUAGAUGGUGGGAAUGAGGCUGAGUGGGAAUAGAUGGUGGGAAUGAGGCUGGGUGGGAAUAGAUAGUGGGAAUGAGGCUGAGUGGGAAUAGAUGGUGGGAAUGAGGCUGGGUGGGAAUGAGGCUGAGUGGGAAUAGAUAGUGGGAAUGAGGCCGAGUGGGAAUAGAUGGUGGGAAUGAGGCUGAGUGGGAAUAGAUGGUGGGAAUGAGGCUGAGUGGGAAUAGAUGGUGGGAAUGAGGCUGGGUGGGAAUAGAUGGUGGGAAUGAGGCUGGGUGGGAAUAGAUAGUGGAAAUGAGGCCGAGUGGGAAUAGAUGGUGGGAAUCAGGCUGAGUGGGAAUAGAUGGUGGGAAUGAGGCUGGGUGGGAAUAGUUAGUGGGAAUGAGGCUGAGUGGGAAUAGUUAGUGGGAAUGAGGCUGAGUGGGAAUAGAUAGUGGGAAUGAGGCUGAGUGGGAAUGAGGUGCGGUGGGAAUGAGGCUGGGUGGGAAUAGAUAGUGGGAAUGAGGCUGAGUGGGAAUAGAUAGUGGGAAUGAGGCUGAGUGGGAAUGAGGUGCGGUGGGAAAGAGGCGAGAUGGGAAUGAGGCCGAGUGGGAAUAGAUAGUGGGAAUGAGGCCGAGUGGGAAUGAGGUGCGGUGGGAACGAGGCGAGAUGUGAAUGAGGCUGAGUAGGAAUAGAUAGUGGGAAUGAGGCGCAGUGGGAAUGGGGAGCGUGUCACCGACGCCGCGUUGGCGAAACAUUGAUAAAGUUACAUAUUCUUCCGGCACUUUUGAUGUUUCUUCCCAUACUAACGCGCUCACAGCACUUAUUUACAAGUAAAUUAUAUCAAGAUUGUGAUUCUAUUUUGAUAAAGUGAUUGCACUGAAUGCUUUUCUAUGCAUUUUUUUUUUUACAAUAGCUCUGGAGUAGAUGUCUGGAUGAAUGAUGAUUCAGAAAGUGUGUCACGUGACUACAGGAGUUUCCUCAUGUCGCUCAUGUUUGUCUGUGUUUUCUGGCAUUAAACACGGUUAUGAUCCAGA